Messenger RNA from Lycium barbarum (goji berry), 1387 nucleotides. Its product is annotated as protein MODIFYING WALL LIGNIN-1-like. The record is from RefSeq and is a predicted model, not a curated record. NCBI's taxonomy places the organism in Eukaryota, Viridiplantae, Streptophyta, Magnoliopsida, Solanales, Solanaceae. The coding region runs from base 311 to 655 and encodes 114 amino acids. The transcript is spliced from 3 exons.
ACCCCCCACCCCACCCCAAAAUGUCUCUCUCCUUCAACAACUUGAAAAAACCAUUGGAACAGUUAAAGAGUUGACCAGUUGAUAUAUCAUAGUGAGAUUACAUUGAUCCAAAGAGGGAUUUAGUUAUACUCAACAAAUGAUGACUAUAUUUCCAAGACACUCAAACACCAAAGAGGUCUACCACCAAACUAUCCUUUGAUUAAUCUUCAAGCUUUCUUUCAAACCUCUAUUUUUUCUACUUUGCCUUUUUUCUCUCUUUAUUCUCUCAUUGAAACACAACCCCAUAAAGAGAAAGAACAAAAAAGGUGUUAUGGAAAAUCACCAUUUCAUAUAUCCAAUUCUUAUCUCCUCUAUUACUGCUCUUGGCCUUGUCUCCAUUUCUCUUUGCAUAGCUGCUGAAUUCAAGAAAACAAAGAAGAAAGAUCUCAGGUUUGAUGGGGAAUUGUGUUACUUGCCUGGAAGUGUGGAUUUUGAAUUUGGAAUUGGAGCUAUAAUUUGUUUAGUAAUGGCUCAAGUAAUUGGCAACUUGUUGAUAUGUAAAAUUUUCUUUUCAAGGGACCAUCAAAACAGUUCAUCAAAGGCUAAAAAGAAGCCUACCAUUAAUGGCUUCAUGUGUGUUCUUUCAUGGUUUCUUUAUUUUACCGAUAACAAAUAAUGCUGCAUAUGGGCUACAGUUAGUCCAGAGGUGAAACCUGGAUUUUGUUGAUGCUUUUUGAACCAUCUUUUUUUCCUUACUAGAUUCUGAAUAAAUCAUUUUUAAAUAUAUAAAAUAAUUCUUUAUACAAAUACAAUAUUUGAGCUUAAGUUACUAAAUUCUACCGAACUUGUACUAAAAAAAAUGGGUAAUUUGUGGAGGUUGAAAGUUGCAAUUUGCGGGAGUUUCAUAUUCCGCUAGCAAAUAGUGGAGGCUAAAACCUCCACGAAAUGCAACUUUCAACCUCCGCAAAUUACCCAAUUUUUUGUAGUGUAAUUUUAAGGCUAACCCGUCCCUAGUAUCCCACAAUAAAAGAAUUAUCUAGUAAGUUUCACUAUUAAUCUCUCUCGUUACCUGGCGCAUAUUCAGAUUAAAGGAACGACAACCAAAUAAUUAAACUAAAAAAAAAAUUAAAAAAAUCUUCUUUUUACUUUGUUUUUCUCGAUAAGCUUCAAGGCAAUAAGAAUUUAACAUCGAACAUACUAAUUUCAUUAUUUUGAUUACGGUCGGUAUUGAUCUUAACCCGUGCCUCAACAUCUCCGUUUUGUAUAGAUGGAUAAUUUUCAAAUCAAAAUAUUUUCAACCGAAAUUUCGUUCUAAAUAUAGAGUAUCGUCUUUUCAUGAUGUAUAUUUGUUCUAGAAUUUUGUGUUGAGCUCUGAAAUCUUGACUAGUUAGUCAUAAGUGAAAUGAUG